Molecule: messenger RNA, 1632 nt
Organism: Penicillium cataractarum
Lineage: Eukaryota; Fungi; Ascomycota; Eurotiomycetes; Eurotiales; Aspergillaceae
Product: putative MFS transporter
Exons: 6
Coding region: 1-1632 (543 amino acids)
Biological process (GO): transmembrane transport
Molecular function (GO): transmembrane transporter activity
Source: RefSeq, a predicted model, not a curated record
AUGGAGAUGAAUUAUGAUGAAGGUGCUCUCCACCAGCUCGAGGAGGAGCUGGGCACCACCAUUUAUCCCGGCACGGAGAUUAUGGCUGAUGUAGGCACACAUCAUUUUGUGAAGUCCUCGGCCAAGUCCGACCGUGUGCUAGUACCUCAGCCAUCGCAAGAUCCUCAUGAUCCUCUGAAUUGGAGUCGUUUCUGGAAGUUGAGCGCUAUGGCUAUUUCCACUGCGACUUCUUUCAGCCAAGGUCUAGGACCCCUUGCGCUGGCACCCAUGUUUCCACAAUUGAUGGAGUCAUUCAACUCGGACCUUGCCGGCGUGGUACAAUUCACGGGUGUCUGUAUUCUGGUGCUGGGUUUCAGCAAUUUCUUCUGGAUCCCCAUCCAAACGUCCUAUGGUCGACGGCCCGUCUUGAUAUUCUCCACCUUGAUUUGCCUUGUUAGCAAUAUUUGGCGGGCGCUCGCAACUUCAUAUGGUAGCUACAUGGGCGCAUGCGUUCUCAAUGGCUUUGGUGCUGGUCCUGCGGAGACCUCCCAGCCUGAGAUUAUCGCUGAUAUCAUGUUCCUUCAUGAGCGAGGUGCCUACAACACACUAUACUUUACCGUAUACUUUGGAUCUUUGAUGGUCGGCCCAAUCAUUGCUGGGCCCAUGGCAGAGCAUAUCGGCUGGCGCAGCUUCUUCUGGUUGAACGUCGCCGUCCUUGGUGUCGUGUUGCUCUUCCAGAUCUUCCUCUUCCCAGAGACAAAAUGGCACCGAGUUCAUCCUGACGAAGUCACCCACGAAAGCUCAACCGGGGUCAUGGACGACUCGGAGCCCGAGAAACCGGUGGAAGUCACCCAGCAAGAGAACGUGGAAGAUGCAUCCGAGCGAGAUCCGUAUCUACACAAAGGUCGCCCUUCCAAGAAGCAGUUUAUGCUCUGGCAGCUUGACGGAAACAACAUCAAGACUGUUCUUCUCAGCUUCUGGAUCCCCUGGAAGUUGUUGACCUUCCCGAUUGUCGAGCUUGCGGCCUUCGUUGUCUCCUGGUCGGCCAGUUGUUUCUUGACGCUGAACCUCACCCAGAGCCAGGUUUUUGCCGAGCCUCCAUACAAUUUCAAUAGUCAAACUAUCGGCUUCUUCAACUUUGCCAUUCUGGUCGGAGCCUUCAUUGGUCUAGCCACCAACGGGCCCUUCUCAGAUUGGAUCUCCAUGAAGGCCACUCGCAAAAACCGAGGUAUUCGUGAGCCGGAGAUGCGAUUGCCUGCUAUCGCGAUCUACAUGGUCAUCAUGAUAAUCGGGAACUUUGUGGUCGCGUUUGGGUACGAGUAUAAGUGGGACUGGCGGAUCAUUGUCAUCAUCGGAUAUACUGCGGCUGGAAUCCAAGUCGCUGCUCUGCCGGCCAUUGCAAGCACAUAUGCGGUGGACAGCUACAAGCCCGUUGCGGGCUCGAUCUUUGUUUCCAUCACCGUCAAUAAGAACUUGUGGGGAUACGGCUUCAGCAAGUUUAUCACCCCGUGGAUUGAACAGAGCGGAUACAUCAAGCCAAUCAUGUUGAAUAUGAGUCUGACGGCUCUGUGGUGUCUCUGUGCGAUUCCUUUCUACAUGUACGGAAAGAGGUUCAGAGGGUGGACGGCCAAAUCCUCGGUGCAUAAGAUGUAA